Elgaria multicarinata webbii is the source of this 2049-nucleotide messenger RNA. RefSeq names its product C-C chemokine receptor type 1-like. Lineage: Eukaryota; Metazoa; Chordata; Lepidosauria; Squamata; Anguidae. Bases 154 to 1230 code for a protein of 358 amino acids. Gene Ontology annotation, biological process: calcium-mediated signaling; immune response; positive regulation of cytosolic calcium ion concentration. The record is from RefSeq and is a predicted model, not a curated record. The transcript has 2 exons. Gene Ontology annotation, molecular function: C-C chemokine receptor activity; C-C chemokine binding. Gene Ontology annotation, cellular component: membrane; external side of plasma membrane.
CUGCUGCUCCAAGGUCUACACAUCUCCGUUCAGUGAUUCGAUUUAUACUUGAAUUACCAGACUGUUUCAGGAUCCAGGAGAGGUUUUGGUACCAAAGCCCUUGAGUUCUCACUUUCGGUGCCGCAGUUUACCAAUUAUAAGGGAAAAAGGAAGAUGGACACUACUACUUGGAUGCCAGAUGUUGAGGAAAGCACAAGUUUUGACUACACUGGAAUAGUAACACCAUUCCAAAACAAACAUGUCACAGCAUUCAUUUCCAAAUUUGUGCCACCACUUUACUCUUUGGUGUUCAUAUUUGGCCUGGUGGGCAAUGCUUUGGUUGUGCUGAUCCUCAUCCGAUUCAAGAAACUCAAGAGCAUGACCGAUAUCUACUUGCUCAAUUUAGCAAUCUCUGACUUGCUUUUCAUUUUCUCGCUUCCAUUUUGGGCGUAUAAUGCAACAGUCUCCAGGUGGAUGUAUGGAGAUGCCAUGUGCAAAAUCCUCUAUGGAAUCUAUCGUGUAGGCUUCUACAGUGGAAGCUUCUUCAUCAUCCUUUUGACCAUCGACCGGUACUUGGCAAUUGUUCAUGCAGUGUUUGCACUGAGAGCUAGGACAGUCUUCCACGGCGCUUUCUCAAGCAUCGUCACGUGGCUUGUGGCGUUUUUAGCCUCUGUACCAGCAUUCGUUUUUAAACGUGUUCAAGAGGAAUAUGAGGGCAACAUCAAAUGCCGCUCUCUUUAUCCCAAUGGAAAGGAAAGAGAAUGGAAGCAAGUUGUAACUUUAAUGAUGUUCAUUUUGGGCAUAGCCAUUCCAUGGGUCAUUAUGGUCUUCUGCUAUGUUCAGAUUAUAAUGGUUUUGACUAAGAGUAGGAAUGUGAGAAAGCAGAAGGCUGUCAGGCUUAUUUUUGUAAUCAUGAUUGUGUAUUUCAUCUUAUGGAUGCCAUACAACAUAGUCAAUUUGCUGCACACCUAUCAAAAUUCAAUGUUGUCUGGUAGCUUGAACAAUGGUAGUUCCUAUCUAGAUGUAGCUGUCGACGUGACAGAAAUCAUUUCCAUGGUCCACUGCUGUCUCAACCCUGUGAUCUAUGCCUUUGUGGGGGAAAAAUUCAGGAAAUAUCUCCUAAUACUUUUCCAAAAGCAUAUAUCAGUUUACUUGUGUAAGCUCUGUCCAGGUCGGGAUCGUCCUUAUUUAGAACGGACUACUUCGACCUCUAUAAGUACAACAGAGCAUGAUAUUUCUACUGGUUUGUGAAGUGCUUUCCAGCUCUCUGUGUGUUUAUGUCUUCUUUUCUUGAACAGUUUUCAUUAUUAGUGUGACUGAGUUACACCAGAUUGCUAAAAGGGAGAGAAAGACAAUAAAGUGAAUGCAUUUGAGGAACCUAUGAACUUUGGAGGGAAGCCCCUUCCUCCUAAGAACUGCCAAGAGAAGAGAAAAGGAAGAUUACAACAGACACAGGCAGGAUCUACACUUUAUAACGGUAUUGACAACUGUUGGGGCCAAUGUUAUAUCCAGUGUUAUAUCCUGCUUGAGGGAGAUCUGGCCAUAUUCUGAACAACCCCAUUCCCCAAUACCUACUCUAAUAUAUGUUGCAAAAUCUCUCACACAUAUCCUGGGGAAACUACUGAGCAUGCACACAUGUAUGUAUGUAUGUAUAAAUAAAUACCAAACUCUAGCUUUGGAAAUUAAAUGUGCUUUAGAGUAUCUUUCUAAAUAUAAGAUGCAGACAUUGAAUCGAAGUACUCUGAAACUCAGGAAGCUCACCGCUGACGUGUCUUCUGGAUAUGUAAUCGGUAUAGAACAUUUGAAGCUGGAUCAUCAGGAGCAUUGAUAAGGAUGUUAGACUCUGGAUUUGGUGAGGACUGGACAGGACUAGAUGCUGAGGCCCUAAAGCCAUAUCAAGAUACAGAGGACCUAUACCCAAAAAAUAAAGAGAAAAUGUGAAUUAUAUUGUAAUACAUGAAAGGGUACUACCCAGCAUUAGUGGGUGCUUGGAGUUAAACAGUGUUAGUUAGCCUUCUCUGUGGAUGGGUAUAAAAGCACUAAUAAAGUAAAUUGAUUUGAACUUCUAAA